UUGGAGGCCCGCUCGCUGCUUGCCUUCCACUUUCACACCCACCAACAAAACAGGGAAAUACGACAAAGUGUGGACAGCAUAUAUAUAAAGCACCACUCCCAGCUCAUCUUAGGGACCCUGGACCGAACCUCCUCCUGGCAGCUCAAUAUCAAGCUGGAACGCAACUACUUCUGACCUCCAGUCGCAUCCACCGACAGAAAGUCCUCCCGAGUCAAACGAACGGCGGAAGUUGAACGGUGCAACACUUUCCGAUAGCGCGAAAACAAAUUACUCUCGAGCACAGCGUAGACGCCUCCUUCUUUUUGUAUCACCUAUUUUCGAUAGUCGGUCCGACCUUGUUUGCCUAGCUGGCGCAUAUACCUCCAAACAGCAUGAGAGUGGCUGGUGGCUCUACACGCCGGACACCUCGUCUCUGGGACGACGCCUCCUCCGACGACGAGCAUUACUCCUACCGGGAACAAAGGAACCCCUACCUCGAGAACCCCUGGGUGCCCGAAGCGGCCGCUACCAGCAACGGCAGUGCACCGGCGACAGUAGAAGGGGGGAAGAAGUCCCUACCAACACUCCCGCCACGACUAUCCUCAUUGCCGACGCCGCCGCCGGGGAGUCCGGAUAGGGCGGAAGUGUCGGCAAGCGCAAAGCUAAGGGGUAGAUGGGCGGAGGAUGCGUUUGUGGAGGAUGAUGGUGAGGGAGAUAUUGGGGUGACGGAAUUUAGACCACAGCGGGAUGGGGAUCGGGAGGACGUUGAUGCGAGUGAUUUGCUAGACGCGGGACGGACGAAACAAUGGACAGCAGCGAAUAUGACUGCUGAACCCGAGUCUAGCGAGAGGGCGAGCCCUAUUCUACCCGUCGGUUUCCAGGCGUCGUUUACAAAAACAUCCACGAACUCCGGUAGCGCUGUUGCACCAGCAGAUCCAUGGGAUUCUCUCCUCACUGCAUCAUCAACGGCCUCGUCCCGAUCGUCACAACAGAAGCAACAACCCACAGAAUCCUUCCAUCUGGGCAACACGGACGCAUUAGAAGCAUUCCUCCUAGGAACCCCACCACCACAGACCGCGGAGAUCCCUCGGAUAAAGGAAGUCGCACGAUCUCCGCUAGUGGAUCUCCAGCCUGAUGUGGCCGUGAAUAUGGUGGAGGACGUAGUCCCACAAGCUGCUGAACCUGCCGAGACGCGGCAUGACUUUCCUGACAUUGAUCCGGAAAAGGCUGCUUUGAUGAAACAAAUAAUAGAACUCCAACGCACUCUCCGCCCCAAAAUCGCGCGCGUCACCCAAGCCCGCAUCGACCACGCUAAGCAAACCAACGAAACGCAGCUGCUGCAUCAAUAUAUGACGAAUCUCAUGGCCGCGUCAAGGAAGAUGGAGAAGGAGAAGGAUAUGACGAAAGUGGAUAAGCCUGCUAGGAAGAGUAGAUGGUUUUCUCGCUGAUGAAGGGAGGAGUUGGGGACCGGGGGAUUGUAUAGAGUGUAUCGAUGUAGCAUAAUUUUUGGCUGAGGCGGUGUCAGUUGAAAGAGAAAAUGGAU
Molecule: messenger RNA, 1522 nt
Organism: Fimicolochytrium jonesii
Lineage: Eukaryota; Fungi; Chytridiomycota; Chytridiomycetes; Spizellomycetales; Powellomycetaceae
Exons: 2
Coding region: 372-1427 (351 amino acids)
Source: RefSeq, a predicted model, not a curated record